UCAACAUUUAAUUUGCGAUAUCCUUUCGGUGGUUUGGACCAUCUUAUCUCUUUCUCCACAGGCUUAUUCUGAGAAAGUAGAUACAUUAUUCACUUUGCAGUGGAAGUAUAACUAACUUAGACGGUGUAUACCGCACACCAGGUUACUACUUUUAUUCCGGCCGUCUGAGAUUCAUGGGUUCACUAAAAGUACAGACAGUAUACUCAUAAUCUUCGAUUACUGUUUCAGCGAAGCCACUUGUGAUAGUGCUGUGUGCAGUCCCGACAUCGACAUCUUUGAUUUGUGCCAUAGCUGGGGUGGUAUAGUGUCUAUGGCUUUGAUUAAUUAAAUGUUCACUGAACAGAUUGUAGUCCAAAUGUUGGAAUGCCGUUUAUGACGUCAUGGUGAGUUGGACACCAGUAUGAUGUUAUUAUUGUAUAACAAGUUGGCGAUCUGAUAUUUCCAUCGUAAUUGGAUUGGUGCUUGCUUGUGAUAUUGGAGAACAUAAUCUCUGGUGAUUUGUCAGAUAAAAAUAGUUUUGGUUUCUGCUAACACAAACGGCAAAAUUCGGUCAAAAAAUUCUUUUUGAUGCAGUAGGUAGUGGGAGCAUAUAUAUCCAGUUAUGCAUGGCAGGAGCUGGGAGGCUGCCAUGUCCACUUCUAUUUUUGGAGCAUCAGAUUCCACCUCAUCUGUUGCCCCCCAGAUCGAUGGAGAUGGCUGCAACCAAACGGAUUCCCCUGUCCCCAUCCUACAACAUCAGCAAAACACUCAAUUCCAUCUGCAAACAGCGGAGAAAUCCUGUCUCUACACCGCAGCUGCACCCCUGUUUGCAGGGAUGGGAGGUGCAGCUUCCAGGUUCGCUGCCCCGAUGAAGCAGCGGCGGGUGGAGAGGGACCUCGACAACAAGGUGGUGGAGGCACUCCGGGAGAGGGCGAGGACCAGGAAGAAGACAUUCAAGUCGGUGAACAGCAUCACCAUGCGCCUCCCUCGCUUCAAGGAUGGCCUCAGGGACAUGAGGGACGUCUUCGACCACUACGACGGGGACUCGAACGGGUCGAUCGACAAUGAGGAGCUGAGGAGAUGUCUGAGGCAGCUCCAGGUUCAGAUGUCGGAGAAGGAGGUCGACGAUGUCCAUCGCUAUUGCGAUAUAGACAAUAGAGAGGGGAUCCAGUUCCAGGAGUUUGUCGUCCUCCUAUGCCUCAUGUACCUUCUAUUCGGCCCAAACGUCACACGACAGGUUUCUGAGUUUGAAUCGGCGAAGCUCAACUACGUAUUUGAUGAGCUCAUCGACGCCUUCCUGUUCUUCAACAAGGAAGGGGACGGCAAGAUGAGGAGGAAAGACGUCACUCAGAGGAUGAACGAGGCAUCUCAUCAGGAGAGGACACCCAGCCACAUUACAACACAGCUAUUCAAGGAGAUGGACCUGGACAGGAAUGGCAAGGUGAACCUGAAGGAGUUCCUCUUUGCGAUGAUAAGAUGGGCAGGGCUUGAAACUGAUGAAGAUGAUAGCAAUGACACUUCUCCUUAGUACUUGCUUAGACUUUCUUUUUAUCAGUUUGACAGAAUAAAUCACCAUUUGAAAGUUGGUAUCUGUUUUAUGAGAAGGUGAAAACAUCUGUUAUGGCAUUAGCUGGUGAGCUCACAAGUUACCACUCACCAGGUUUGCCUGUAAUUAACCUCAAAUGUUCAGGAAUACAUGACAGCGAAUAUACUUGCUAUGAAA
Messenger RNA from Lolium perenne, 1702 nucleotides. RefSeq names its product probable calcium-binding protein CML22. Gene Ontology annotation, molecular function: calcium ion binding. Lineage: Eukaryota; Viridiplantae; Streptophyta; Magnoliopsida; Poales; Poaceae. The record is from RefSeq and is a predicted model, not a curated record.